Molecule: messenger RNA, 538 nt
Organism: Formica exsecta
Lineage: Eukaryota; Metazoa; Arthropoda; Insecta; Hymenoptera; Formicidae
Product: 52 kDa repressor of the inhibitor of the protein kinase-like
Molecular function (GO): sequence-specific DNA binding
Source: RefSeq, a predicted model, not a curated record
GGAAAGCACUUUGAUCUUAGCUCUGUUUCAGGUGUACGUGUAUUGCGGUAACAACCAGAAGAACAUUGAAAAGAAAAUAAAAAUAAAGAUGAGUGCCAAAGAAAAUCUAUAUUGUGCAGUAUCUGACUGCAAUCAACAAAAUGAGAAUUUGGAGAAAAGGCAUUUUUAAUUUCCAAAGGAGCAUGACAGAUGGUUGCAAUGGGUGCGAGCAUGUGGAAGGUUGGAUCUUGAACCAAAAGGCCCAGAAUAUUCUAGCCAGAACUGUCGUUUGUGCCACUUGCAUUUUGAAGAGAAGUGGUAUAAUGUCAACAAAAUCAGAGCACGUCUUCACCCAGAUGCUAUACCUACAAGAUUUUCUGGCCCAACUUUUGACAAAAACAAUGCAGCUGUUUCAAAUAUGGAAGAAGAUAAUGCAGGUAAAACACAAAUUGCUUCUACAGAAAUACAUGCUGCUGUAGAAGUAGAAAACAAGAUGGAGCAACAGAAGAAACAUAAGGAUGUGAUAAAUUUAAGUGAAAGAUCGAAUUCGAUAUCUUGA